GUGGUUGGUGCCGCUGUUUAUUCGUCUGAGAUGUCUCCGGAAAAUAUGGCUAUCUCCUAAAUAAGAGGAACCAUGACUUGAGACAGCUGUUGACAGCCUUGAAAAGGUACUGUUGCCUAGCAACCGGAGGUUCCAAAAUAUCAACAUUUUGAGACUGGCGCAAAGCGGUGUUGUGUCGGUAUAUUGCGUGAAAAUGGUAAUUUUAGGCAUUAUUUUCAGGUAGUUGUUGAUAUGUAGUUACACGGUUUCCAAAUCAUCACCGUUUUUCUUUGAGUUUGCUUUUAUUAAGUUAAUUUUUCGUUAGUUGUCGAUAAGAGAGCAAAGAUGAGAGAUCUUGUCCAGUUUGUGAGACAACUCUGGGAAGAUCGCCUUCAGUCAGUGGAAGAAUUCACUAAAGAAAAUAAUCUGAGCUUAGAAGAGGCGUUACAGAUGCGAAACAAGGAGCUGGAAGGGUGCAUGAAGGACCUGGAGUCUCAGACGGACGCGCUGCUCGAUGCGUUGGAGGAGGCCGACAGCCUGCUGGCCUCGCCGCGCCGUGAUGACGAGAAGCUGCACAGGAAGCUGGCUCUGGGCGAGUGUCUGCAGCGCAUCGGCAAACAGGAGGAGGAGGCCGAGCGCGCCUACGACCAGGAGAAGGUGGCGUUCCUGCGCCAGGCGCGCCAGCUGCUCAUCGACAGCUUCCAGGGCGACUCGCCCGUGCUCUCCGCCUCCAGCCUGGUGGAUGACGUAAAGGAGGCAGGCGAUGAAGCCGAGGACACAGCCGCCGUGCAGGAGAAGGAGGCACUCCAGCUGUCCGAACCGAUCAGGAUCCUCACCGAAGAGCACGAUAUGCAAACGGACACCACGCCGUGCGAGGAAACCGCCACACAAACACGAGCUCUGAUCGCAAAGAAAAUCAAAGCCUUGAAAAAGCAGACCGACCAGCUCGCUCCGAAAAUACUCCGCCGAGAGAAGGGCGACUCGAAAUCUCCGAAACGAUCUCCGAGACGAUCCUCGCCAGAGUCAGCCAAGAAGAAGCUGAAGGCGAAGAAGGUGGAAGCCAUCACGCCGCAGUACAUCAACGCGCGCCUGAAGAUCCGUGCGCCGUCGCCGCGCCGCCACCGACUGCCCUGGGAGUCUGCCACCGAGGAGGACGGCGACGACGGCUACACGUCCACCGACCUGUCGCCCGCCCUGCCGCCGCAGCCCAACAACUCGGCCGUCUCGCUGGCCGAGCCAUCGGACGACAACAUGGGUUUUGAAACUGCUGAGGAAACAGUAAAUGAACAAGGAAUCAGAGAAAAGAAAGAAAAAGAAAAGGCACGUAAAGUCAGCAAGUCACCAAAACGAACAAAGGCCACCAAAAAGGCAAAAAGCCCUAAGAGGGCUGAGGACGCAGCUGAGGGCGGCCAGCAGCAGCCGGUAGCACCCGCUGCUCCGGCCGGCCUCGUCCCCGACAUCGGGCAGGGCGAGGGAGGCCGGCCCAGACGCCGCCGCUCCAAGACGCAGCGCUCGCAAAUGAAAUCCUCGGGUGCUGCCGCCGCCGAAUCCAGCGACGAAGAGGGCGAGCGCCGGCGGCGGGCGGCCGAGCCGCACGGCGACGGCGGCCGGCCGACGCUGAGCCGACGCCGCUCGCCGCGCACCACUGGAGACGGCUCGGCAGCGGUUCCCGAACGGAGAGCCACCGCCCCGGCACGCGGCGCCCGCGCCAAGCACGCCCUCAGCCCGCCGCCGGCCAGUCACGUCUACUGUCUCCCCGUGGUGCCGCAGCCCGCCGAUCUGAACGCGGUGGCAGCUGCCGCGGCGGCCGCCGCUGCCGCCGCUCAGUCUGACAGUAAACUGAUGCAGGUCGAUCUUGAGUUGGGAGCCAAACAGCGUGCUGUGCAGCCGCGGCCCACUAGGCGCAAACGCUGCUCGGGCGGCGGAGACACGAUGAGCGUGCAGAGCUUCAACAGCGCCGAGGACGGCCGUGGUCGCGGCGGUCAGGAGCUGGCCAGUCCCCGGCCGGUGAGGCCCGCCGUCCAGCCGCCGGCCGAGCCCGACCUGCACGGCGCCACUGGCGGAGGGCUGGCUGCUGCGGCGCCCGGCUUCCACUGGGAGUCGGGCCACACGCUCUACCAGCCGGAGGCGGCCUCGGGCGCCUCCGGCGCAGCCCCGCGGGACGAUCCGUGGCUGUACCGCCUGCAGCAGCAGCGCGAUCUGACCCUGGACCUGCCGCCGGCCGACGGCUCGCCCGAUGGUGAUAAGCAGCAGCCGGCGGGCGGCGAGGACAGCGGGUUCCAGUCGGAGGCGCCGCCGCGCAGUCCGGCCGGCACCAUCUAUGUGCCACCGCUGCCGCUGCCGCUGCUAACCACCAGCGACGCGUCCGAGGCGGCCUCGCCGCAGCCGCGGCCGAAGUCGGACACGGAGAUUGCCAGUUUGGGCACUCCUCGCUCGCCGAGCCGCGGCGGGGCGCGCGUCACUAGUCCCGUUCGUCAGGUGGAGAGAUCCUUCUCCUGUGAGGUGCCCACGAAGAAGCAGCGCUGCGCCGAGGAGCCGGCGGCCCAGCCGGUCAGUCCGGGCUCCGGGGACCAGCCUGCAGUAGCGCUGGGACCUCGGCGGUCGUCACUGAAGAGCCGGGACACCGCUCCGGCGGACACAGCUCAGAACCAGGAGACGCCGAGCCCUCCGGCCAGCCCGUCCACCGGCUAUACACCGCAGCCGUCCCCGGCGGAACACACGGGCAGUGACGGCUCCGAGUACCGCGACUGCGUGGCGCCGGCGCCGGCCGAGCUGCCGGCCGCCGCUCCCACCGAACCCAGCCCGGCGCCGGCAGACACAGCGGCCACACCGGCCUGCAGCACGGGCCCCGUGUCCCCGACCUCGCCGGCCGCCGAGCCGCCGCAGCCAGCCGCCCCCGCCACCGCCCCCGCCCCCGCUCCGGCCGUGGCGGCGGCUCCGAGCACCUCAAACACGACGCUGCUGCGCCGGGACUACGAGCAGCUGCGGAUUGCGCUGGCGGAGCUGAAGGAGCUGCAGACCAGCUUCCAGAAGGACUUUGCAGCCAACGAGCAUGCGAAGGAGGCCUCCAGCCGUCUGCAGUCGGACAUUCAGCGCAUGGAGACCAGCAUUCAAGAUCUACAGGGCAUUGUAUCGCAGGAGUACGAACAAACGCGCCAGGACCACGAGGAGACCCGCGCGGCCAUUGAGCAGAUCGAGACUCGGGUCCAGGAGAGCGAACGAGUCACCCAGUCGCAGCUGAACGAGCUGCGCGCGCGGCUCGAGCAGAUCACCGACAAGAUGACUCGCCUUGAGGGCGACGUCAGUCGGGAGAAGGCUCUGACCGAGGAGAAGGAGGCUUCUGCGGCGGCACCGAACGUGCUGACGCUCAGCUCGAUGCUGACGCGGCUGGAGACGGAGGUGAUCACGCUGCGUCACGAGGUCGACUCGAAUCGUCACUCGAUCGACUCUAUCACGUCCGUCACGCAGCUGGAUUCCCCGAAACCGUCACCCGGCUCUGGACUGCAUGACCAGAGCAACACGAGCGACUGGCAGGAGACGGGUCGCACUGACGCCACCCAGGACUCGGCGCCGGCCGGUGCUGGGGACGCCAGCGAGCUACGACAGGAGCAGAAGCAGCAGACGACGGCGAGCGGAGCGGCGACGGCGGCCCAGCCGGCCCGACAGCAGACGGAGACGCGCCCCGAGGACUUGGACAGUUUCAAGGACUCCAAUUCGGACAUGAUGAGCACCGCAGAAGAGGGUAAUGACGAGCCGGAGCGGACGCAGCAGUCGAGGAGGCAGCAGCAGCCGCCGCCGCCGCAGCAGCAGACGGGACAGCAGGCUGGCCAGCAGGCGGCGGCCCAGCCGUCCCGCCAGCAGCGCCAGCGGGCCUCCCAGACGGAGAUGCCCGAGCAGCGCCGACCAGCCAUCGUUUCUCCGCUCAAGAUGGUCGGCGGCCGGCGCAGCAUCAGCUGCUGCCGGCGCCACCAGCCGGAGGUGCUGCGCCAGCUGCGUCAGAUGCACCUGGCGCCGCCGCCGCCACCGCCAGCGGCGCCAGCCAGCGGCAAGCGCAGCCGAUCGGCGGCUCCCCCGGGUGUCAGGGAGGAGAGUGAGUACGACUCACCGCUGCAGGACUACUGGGCGGCCGACCUGAGCACCGCCAGUGCCAGCACGGAGGCGCCGCGGGUCAACGAGUCCACUCGCGUGCACCACGGUUCUUCCCGCCAACCUUCCGCCCAGUCGGAGGAGCGCCAUCGCAAGGCGGACGCCUUCCUCGCCCGGUUAGACAACCAGGGUGGCGGCACCUCUGACAAGCUGGACCAGCUGCAGCACAAGCUGCUGAGCCUGCGCCGGCGCGUGCUGCUGAGUAUGUACCGCCGCCAGCGGCGUCGCGCCGUCUCCGAGGGCCCGCGCGGCAGACAGGCCGAUCAGCAGCAGCAGAGGCGGCGCGCCCAGCUGGCAGCCAUCGACCGUCGGCUGCGACAGCGCAUCCACGGCUGGAACCGGCGCCUGCUGGCGGAGGCCGGCUACCAGGGCUCGUCCACGCUCAGCCCAGGUGACGUCAUCUCAGACUCGUCCGUCAACAGCCGCGAGUUUCGCCGCUCGUCGGAGCCGGCGAGCGACUCGGGCUCGCCGCCGCCGGCACCGGCGCCGGGCUCGGCGUCGCAGCGCGCCGCCAGCGAGUACCUCCACCAGCUGAGCCACAUGCUGGCCACCUCAGCCGAGCGCGAUGGCGCGAAGGCGCGCGCUGCGUCUCGUGGUCGCCAUCGGGAGCGGACGCUGAGUCCUCCGACCAAGGACCCGAGCGCUGCCGAGUUCAGGCCGGGCCGCCGCCGCCGCCCGGCCGCCGUCAACGAACCUGGCGAGCACAUGGAACGGUUUGCUCGGAACGAGUCGAAGCUGGUGGAGCUGCAGGAGUACCUGGGCGGCAUCCGGCAGCACCUGCAGCGCAUGGCCUCGGAGCUGGACUCGCCGCCGUCUGCCCUGUCGGCAGCGGCGGCCCGCGGCGCGCGCGGCGUACCCGUCACACAGGCUGUCGUAUUCCGACCCUGGACCCGUCGUCACCGCUCUGUAUCGUCACACAGACCCAUGGUCUCGCUGAGAUAUUGAUGUCCGGUUAGGUUCAAACUCGCCAGACCCUGAACGCGUCUUGGAGAUGGGUGUGUUCAGCGAUCAGCGUUCGCGGAUUGUCGGGUGGAUUUGGUUGUCAGCUGUGUCCCGUGCGGUCGAAAAAUUGUAAUGUGAUUCUUCAUAAUGGUCUAGUCCGCGACGAGUGCUGUGAAAACGCAGUGUUUUUGUGUUGUCAUGGUGCUUAUUUAUCAGAUGUUCUCCUAGAGUCAGUUAAUGAGCAAAAUUAUGUGAAUGAUAAUAAAUUAAUCAAAGUAAUCGA
Molecule: messenger RNA, 5350 nt
Organism: Amphibalanus amphitrite
Lineage: Eukaryota; Metazoa; Arthropoda; Thecostraca; Balanomorpha; Balanidae
Product: serine/arginine repetitive matrix protein 2-like
Exons: 18
Coding region: 325-5070 (1581 amino acids)
Source: RefSeq, a predicted model, not a curated record